UGCAAAGUUAAAAUCACGGAUAGUAUCUCUUAUGCAAACCGUCUCAAAAAUGGGAAAAUAAACGAAAAGAAACGUAGAUUUUUUUUAAAUUAUUUGUGUCACACACAUUUGAUAAAGAUUCUGAAAAGAAAACUUACAGUUACACUUUACAUAGCGUGAUCAAGUAGAGGAAACAAGAUGGCAUUCACAACAAGUUUACCGCCAUCUGUGAUUGCGAAACAGUCAAAAACAGAAGAUGUUUCGGAAGAACCACAGAAAAAGUCUCGUGAGGACUAUAAAAAGAUGAAAGAAUUGGAGGAGGCAAGAAAGGCUGGAACUGUACCAGCUAUGCAGGAUGAAGAGGGAAAGGACAUAAACCCCCAUAUUCCUCAGUAUAUUAUGCAAGUGCCAUGGUAUUUUGGUGAGCAUCGUCCAACAUUGAAGCAUCAGAGGCCCCAACCAGAAAAACAGAGAGAAUACUCCAAGCUGACACAGUGGUUCAAUAAAGGUGUCAAAGAUGGUGCAGUUUCAACAAAAUUUAGAAAAGGAGCGUGUGAAAAUUGUGGAGCAAUGACACAUAAGAAGAAAGACUGUCUGGAGCGUCCAAGAAAAAUUGGUGCCAAGUUUACAGGUGAUAAUUUUGCCCCAGAUGAACAUAUACAGCCUAAUUUAGAGUUUGAUUAUGAGGGUAAGAGAGAUAGAUGGAACGGCUACAAUCCAGACGAACAUCAGAGGAUUUAUGAGGAAUUUGAGAAAAUAGAACAGGCUAAGAGAAUGUUGAAGGAGCAUGAUAUAGAGAAAGAACUGUUAGAAGGGAAUGAAGAUUCUACAGAGAAAACUGAUACACAGACAAAAGAUGACUCUGAUGAUGAAGAUAAGUAUGCCGAUGAUGUGGCUAUGCCAGGUCAGAAGUUUGAAACAAAACAGAGAAUCACUGUGAGAAAUUUGCGUAUCAGAGAAGACACUGCCAAGUAUUUAUACAACUUGGAUGUAAACUCUUCUUACUAUGACCCCAAAACAAGGUCCAUGAGAGACAAUCCAUUCAAGAAUACUGGAAAAGAACAACAGUCUCAGUAUCACGGUGACAAUUUUACAAGAUAUUCUGGGGAUGCACAGAAUUUUGCUAAAAAACAGGUGUUUGCAUGGGAAGCCUAUGAGCAUGGUACAGAUGUACACAUCCAGGCUGACCCCACAAAGCUAGAACUUCUGGCUCGAGAGGUCAAACAACGUAAAGAAGAUACUAAGGUCCAGGCAAAGAACAGCAUUCUAGAGAAAUAUGGUGGAGAAGAGCAUCUAGAGGCGCCACCAAAACAACUACUGAUGGCUCAAACUGAAGAUUAUGUGGAAUAUUCAAGACAUGGAACUGUACUGAAAGGUGCCGAAAAACCUGUGGUGAGGUCAAAAUAUGAGGAGGAUGUUUACACAAAUAACCAUACGAGUGUAUGGGGCUCGUACUGGCAUGCAGGAAGUUGGGGUUACAAGUGUUGUUGUUCUACCAUCAAGGAGUCCUACUGCACAGGUCAGGCAGGCAUAGAUGCUGCACAGGAGAGAAACUUGAUUCCAGUAGUAGAAGAAGAAGAAGAAGUUCCACAAAAAUCCUUAUUAGAACAACACCAGGAGCAGUCAAAAGAAAGGAAAAAGAAGAAAAAGAAGAAGAACAAACAUAAGAAGAAAAAGAAGAGGGAAAGUAGCAGCAGUUCUAGUGAAGAAAGUGAUUUAUCUGAUAGUGAGAUAGAAAGAAGAAAACAGAAAAAAUUAAAGAAGGCUCUGAAGAGAGAAUUAGAAAGUCAGAAGAAAGCAGAGGAGUUGUUGGCUAUGGAUGAGAGAAAGAGACCUUAUAACAGUAUGUUUGAUGCUAAAGCUCCAACAGAGGAGGAAAUGGAAGCAUGGAGGAUGAAACGACGGAGAGAAGAAGAUCCUUUAUCAAACUUUACUUGAACUGAAGUGUAUAUGUGAUUUGUAUUCUAAAUGUGAAUGUUAAUUAAGCCUACCUGAAGCAGAAAGAUGAAAGUUGUGUUGAUCACAAGUUAUGACUGCAAAAAUGUUGUGUGUGUAUGCUUGGAAAAGUUAUUGGCGCGAAGAAAGAUUUGUGAAUUUUUUUAUGAAAUUCAUUAUAAAUGCAAUUGUCCAGCACAUCUGCUGUUUUUGUUGGUGGUUUAAAUUUGAUAAGUCAUAGUAAAUAGUUUUAAAUUGCAUAUCAGUAUCAUACUGCAAGGAAGCAUACACAAUGUUGAUUGGUAACUUUUUAUAAAAGAUCCAAAGGCAAAUACCAAUGUAAUUAAAUUGAAUAUUAUUUAUUAAAAAAAACAAUCUUUGUGUUAAAUAAGACAAGUGGUUUCUAAUACUUUGUGACUGGCACAGUUUACUUUGUGUCAUUUAAGAACAUAAGAUACAGUUGCAGAUUAAUUUAGUUCACAACAAUUGUGCUUUUUGCCCCCUGUAGAGAUGACAUUAAUGUGAUAGAUUUUGCUCUGGUUUGUCAGUAAACCAAUUGGAUUCCAUUCAGUAACAGGAGAAGAUGUGGGUCUGUGGCUGUCAGUCUUUCUGGGGAUGAUAGGCUUUGGUCAGGAGAUGAACUGUAUUGUGUUUUGAAUCAGUUGGUCAAAAGUUUAAAAUGCUUAUUAUCCUACCUGUUACAUAUUACAGCAGGAACCUCUAGCGAAGUGAUUAAGGUCGCUGACCUAAAACCACUUGCCAGUCACCGUUAUGGGUUUGAGCCUUGCUUUGGACUAAGAAUUCUUCAUGUGAGGACACCAUCCAGCUGGCUUACAGAGGGUCGGUCGUUUUUCUCAGGCACCAUGUUAUGAUGGGUCUAGGGUCUUCUUCCACCAUGAAAAGCUGGAUAAUCGCUUAUGAUACUAUUGGUGUGUUUUUAAAUCAAACAUUUUAUUGCAAGCAAAAAUGUUGUAUCCUCCCUAUAAAAUACUGAACUUAUAGAACUAUUUAAUGUUCUUUUUUUAACAAUAAAGAAGCUGACAAAAACAUCUGAAGUGGUUAAACAAGAAUAAAUCCUACAAAGAUGAAUAUUAUCUUAAUUGACUUUGUUGUGUUUAAACCAUUUUUCAUUUUUCCCUAAGUUGUGAAAGUGCAAGGGAAGUAAAUUAUUAGAUAUCCCAUAUAAGUAUUUGCAUUUGAGACAGGAGUUGUCAUUCUAUGCAAAAAUAUCAAUUUCAGUAAUUGCUAUAAGCAAUUGUUUCAUAAUGUUCACAUUUGUAAAAUGAUUUUUACUUAUUUGUUGGACUUGUAAAUCAAUAUCUAGGCUUUAAUGUGUUUCUGUCUUCGAAAAUUUGGAAGUCCAUCUAUAUAUGAUAAAUGCUUGUGUUAAGUAUGUAACUCCUACUUUAUUUUUGGGAUCAAAAUGUAUAAAGUCAAGGUCACAGUUACCUUGAGACUAAAUAAAGCUUCUGAUAAACAACUUUA
Molecule: messenger RNA, 3399 nt
Organism: Mercenaria mercenaria
Lineage: Eukaryota; Metazoa; Mollusca; Bivalvia; Venerida; Veneridae
Product: pre-mRNA-splicing factor SLU7-like
Exons: 15
Coding region: 178-1917 (579 amino acids)
Biological process (GO): mRNA splicing, via spliceosome
Cellular component (GO): spliceosomal complex
Molecular function (GO): pre-mRNA 3'-splice site binding
Source: RefSeq, a predicted model, not a curated record